Molecule: messenger RNA, 542 nt
Organism: Paramecium primaurelia
Lineage: Eukaryota; Ciliophora; Oligohymenophorea; Peniculida; Parameciidae
Source: the annotation of a GenBank genome assembly
AUGAGGUGUAUAGUUGAUGUAGCAAUAUAGUCAGUCAUAUUGUUGCAGGAUCGAUCUAAGCAUAUCAUUUUGAUUAACAUCUUUUGAGAACAAAGUAAAUUAUUAUUAUUUAGUUUGAAUUUAAAUUGGAAUUAUUAGCUUUUUGGACAACAAGAUUAGCAUAUUUUCUAUUCAAUUAUAGAAUUUUAAGAGGAUUUAGAGAUCCUAGAUAUGAAGUUAUUUUUGACGAAUAUAAGAAAGAGAACUUUAAAAGAGAUGUUGUUGUUGAUAAUAUAUUUUGCAAAGAUUCAUUGUAUUUGUAACUAGUUCUUCUUUGUAUUUCUUAUUUAAGAAUAAAUUAAAUCCUUAAUCUAUGGCAAUUUUAGGAACAUCUACUUAAUAGAUAUAUUUUGAAGGAUUAGCUGGUUAUACAUAUUCCUAUCUAUUAUGGAUCAUCAAUUAUAAUAAUUUAAGGAUCAAAAAAUUAAAUUUUCAAAUUCUAUAUUUAGGUAGGUUUAUGGAAAAAAUAUAGAAAAGAGCAGACAUCCAAAUUUAUUUUUUGA